GACCCGCAGUGCCGCACAGCACAGGCACAGCGCCACCGCUACCGCGUCCGUCAUCCCCACACACACAUGUAGCCCGACACUCUCCACCCGCACACACAGAGAGACAGUACACAGCUCAGUCGCGGGCGCGCAGCGAGAUCGCCACGCUCUCCUCCACUCUCCAGCGAGCGCGGAGCCGGACUCCAAGGCGGCCGGCGGUCCGGCGCUCCUGCUCCCCGCGCCGCCUCCGCGCAAUGCUGGCCGCUUCCGGCGCAGAUCGGGCCGACUCCUCACCCUCCUCCUCCCGGCCGCGGCUCUCGAUCGGCGCCUGACUCCGGGUGAGCGGAGGACGGCUGGAUCUUGCGGCGGACGGCGCGAGGGAGGGACGGACGGACGCGCUCCGCCGUCUCCCGAUUUCCGCCUGCCAAGAGAGGUACAAACAGGAGAGUUCUUAAAUGCUGCCCCAGAACCCUCAAGAACAAUAUCGUGUUGGACGAGAAGAGUGAAGAGCUGAUGAGAAAGCCUGGAGUACAGAGUUGAAAGCUAUUGGCUUCCAGCAAGUUCGAACAAUGCAGCAUCUUACACUAGCAGCAUCUCUGUCUGCUGCUGUUCUCUUUGCAUGCAUCCUGUAUGCUGAAAGUGCCGAUCUCAACUCGGACAAGCAGGCUCUUCUUGCAUUUGCUGCAUCCCUGCCCCAUGGCAGGAAGCUCAACUGGAGCUCCACAACACCUGUCUGCACUUCUUGGGUUGGAGUGACAUGCACACCGGACAAUAGCCGUGUACACACACUACGGUUACCUGCAGUAGGACUCUUUGGCCCAAUACCCUCGGAUACGCUUGGCAAGCUUGAUGCCCUGGAGGUGUUGAGCCUCAGGUCUAAUCGCCUUACUGUUGACCUCCCUCCUGAUGUAGGAUCUAUUCCUUCUCUUCAUUCCCUCUACCUGCAGCAUAAUAAUCUGUCUGGAAUCAUACCAACUACACUUUCAUCCAGCCUAACAUUCCUAGAUCUGUCCUACAACACUUUUGAUGGGGAAAUUCCAUUGAGAGUACAGAAUCUCACUGGACUUACUGCAAUCCUUCUCCAGAACAACUCUCUUUCUGGACCCAUCCCUGACUUGCGUCUCCCCAAAUUGAGGCAUUUGAAUAUGAGCAACAACAACCUCAGUGGUCCAAUACCACCUUCCUUGCAGAAAUUCCCAGCUAGUUCAUUCUUAGGGAAUGCUUUUCUGUGUGGGUUACCAUUAGAACCAUGUCCUGGAACUGCGCCUUCUCCUUCACCGACACCACCACCAUCAGUGCCCAGCAAACCCAAGAAGAGCUUCUGGAAAAGGAUCAGGACAGGUGUUCUAAUUGCAAUUGCUGCUGCAGGAGGGGUAUUGUUGCUUCUCUUGAUUCUUGUACUCUGUAUAUGCAUUUGCAAGAGAAAGAAAUGCGCAGAACCAACCGCAGCUUCGUCAUCCAAAGGAAAAGCUGUUGCAGGUGGAAGGGCAGACACCCCUAAGGAAGAUUACAGCAGUAGUGUUCAGGAGGCAGAGAGAAACAAACUGGUUUUCUUCGAGGGUUCUUCAUAUAACUUUGACCUGGAGGAUUUGCUGAGAGCCUCGGCUGAAGUACUUGGAAAAGGAAGCUUUGGAACUACCUACAAGGCUGUUCUUGAGGAUAGCACCACAGUUGUGGUCAAGAGAUUAAAGGAGAUGGUGGUGGGGAAGAAAGACUUUGAACAGCAGAUGGAGAUAGUUGGCAGGAUUGGCCAGCAUCAGAAUAUUGUUCCGCUGCGUGCUUAUUAUUACUCCAAAGAUGAGAAGCUACUGGUGUAUGACUAUGUCCCAGCUGGUAGCCUUGCUGCUGUUUUGCAUGGGAACAAAGCCACUGGAAGAGCUGCACUGGACUGGGAGACGAGAGUGAAGAUAUCUCUUGGUGUGGCUCGUGGACUUGCUCAUCUUCACGCCGAGGGAAGCGGGAAGUUCAUCCAUGGCAACCUCAAGUCGUCGAACAUCCUUCUGUCACAGAACCUCGAUGGCUGCGUCUCAGAGUUCGGUCUGGCGCAGCUCAUGACCACUCUGCCCGCCCCCGCCCGGCUCAUCGGAUAUCGCGCGCCGGAGGUCCUGGAGACCAAGAAGCCGACCCAGAAGUCGGACGUCUACAGCUUCGGCGUCCUGCUCCUGGAAAUGCUGACCGGAAAGGCGCCUCUGAGGUCCCCCGGCCGCGAGGACUCCGUCGAGCACCUGCCGCGGUGGGUGCAGUCCGUGGUCCGGGAGGAGUGGACCGCGGAGGUGUUCGACGUGGACCUGCUCCGGCACCCCAACAUCGAGGACGAGAUGGUGCAGCUGCUCCAGGUGGCCAUGGCGUGCGUCGCCGUCGCGCCGGACCAGCGGCCGAAGAUGGACGAGGUGAUCAGGCGGAUCGCCGAGAUCCGGAACUCGUACUCGGGGCCGGCGAGCCCGCCGGAGGAGACCGGCGCCCAGGCGCCAUGAGGGCGUGGAGAUAAAAAAGAGUCCCAUUGUGUUUAGCAUGCAGAGGUAGCUAGCUAAGCUAAGCUAGGUUGCAUAGUUACUUCUUACUUGGUUAUAUAUAUAGCUUUGAGCGAAAGUUGAUAGCCGCUUGCUUGGUUGAUUAGUGGAGUGCGGUUUCUGUUGAUCCCUGAUUCUUUCUUGUUUCGGGUAAUUUUUCUGUGCCGUUUUCGGAGUAGUGACUGGUGAGGCUACUGAUCUGGAUAUCUGAUGGUACUGCUGGUGUUUGUGUUGCCCUGUAGUUUGGCAUGCCUUUUUUUCCCCAGAGUGUGAUUAAUGGGAUUCAUUGAGUCGA
Messenger RNA from Triticum aestivum (bread wheat), 2784 nucleotides. RefSeq names its product probable inactive receptor kinase At5g58300. The transcript is spliced from 4 exons. Bases 549 to 2453 code for a protein of 634 amino acids. NCBI's taxonomy places the organism in Eukaryota, Viridiplantae, Streptophyta, Magnoliopsida, Poales, Poaceae. Gene Ontology annotation, biological process: protein phosphorylation. The record is from RefSeq and is a predicted model, not a curated record. Gene Ontology annotation, molecular function: protein kinase activity; protein binding; ATP binding.